AUGGAUGACAUAGGUGUAUCAUUGUCAGAAAUAGUCGAGGUGCGUGGUUGUGGCCUAAACGAUGAUGAAUUGCUUGCAUUAAUUAUCAUUAGCUGUGAAGUGCUUACUAAGACACCUGCAGGGGUAUUCUCCCCCGAGCACGUCAUUUUACACACUGAUGGUGAACUUGAGAUAAAAUCCGUCUCGAGAGAUAAAGUAAGCAACGAAUAUGUGCCUCCUGAAAUGAAAGAAGGCAAUACUGAUGUUGAUCCUGGUGCCGUGCAUGUAUACUGUCUCGGAGAAGUUAUUCGAUUUGCUGGUGGUGCUGAAUCAGACAAUGCAGAUUUGUUUUCCUUGUUAAACGUAAUGACGGUGGCUCAUAUUGCUACACGGCCAUCCGUCACUCGGCUUGGACAAAUGGCUAAAAAUAAGCUUACAAUUCAAAAUCCAAAGGCUUUGCUGGCAGAAAUGUAUAUCUUGGUUAUGGGUGACGAAGCGGAGGAUAUCGAUGAUUUGGACAUUUCUUCUGGUGAAUACAUGCCAAAUUCUCUUGAUGAAAAUGGUGGUUUGAGGAACUUAAAGUGGGACCAAACUGGAACAACCAUGGGUGUCACCUGUGAUCGGUCUAGAAAAGUGACACAUGCAGAUCCAUUUGAUGGUGUAGAAACCGAUAUUUGGAAGUUGUCAGGGAGAAAUCCAUUUAAUUCAGUAAAAGUCGCAUAUGAAAAAGUAUUGCCAGAAGCAAAAAUUGGAAGCAGUCCAUUACAAGAAGAGAAGCAGCAAAAGUUAUCUGUAGGUAAAAUUGAAGUGCUUUUGGAACAAAGUGAAGAAGAGGAAGGAAAACCAGUAUUUGAGAGCAGUUUGUUAACGAAAUCUCUUUCUUACAAUUUUGAUGAUGAUAUUGUGGAAUAUAGAGAAGAAAAUGUUUCUUCUGAUGAACUGAGCUCCACACUAAUACUUCUUCCUGAAGGACAUAUUGACAAGGUGGACGAAAAUUUGGAUUAUGAUGGUCACAGUCUUCUUGCUACUAAUGUCAUUCACGAAUGUAAUGACUCUUUGUUUUCGGAGAAUAUUGAUGGACAAAAUUUACUCGGAGAACCUAUUUGUGAGUCACUGUCCGGUAAUAAAAAUGAGGACGUGCCAAUGGUUGUCUUAGCAAAAAAAGAAAAUGAAAAAGCACGGACAUCGCCAGUUUUGGAAUCUAGAGUAAAAGGAUUGGCUCCAAUACUGGAAAAUGGAAAAGAACGGCUAUCGCCAGUUUUGGAAUCUAGAGUAAAGAGAAUCGUAGUCACAAAAGAAGCAUCUGUUGGCUCAGUUGCAGCUGAACAGCAAUUCAUGAGAAGAAAUUCGCUUUUGCCAAAUAGGAUAAGUGGGCGGAAGUCUUCAUCGAAACAUUUUAAGCGAAGGUUGAAAGCCGAACCAGAGUUUGUAAGAAAUGCAAAUACGUCAUCCAUAUGUUUGAAAGCACCUGCUCAAAGAAAAAAAAAAGUGACGCUGCACAGAAUUGAACAUACGGACGUAACUGUUGAGCUGCUUAGUGGGAAACAUGUUGAAGUGAGCUGUCGUUCAGAUGCUGUUGCAUCGGAAAUUGCUGAUGUUGUCAUGAGGCACAUGAAUUUCAGUGAGAACUCGUUCUUUGGUUUGACUAUACUGAGAGAUGGCGAGCAUUUCUUUUUGGAUGGUCAUCAGCGUCUGGAAAAAUUUGCACCACCAGGGUGGAAAAAUGCAAGACAAUAUGGAUCAUCCAGAAGGCUUUAUAUGUUAUUUCUACGCUUUCGAUAUUAUCCAGCAUCAGUCGCUUUUAUGCGAACUGAAGUUGUACUUCAUGAAUUAUACUUACAAUUGCGACGAGACAUUUUGGAUGAUCGCAUUCAACCGAAACGUGAUUUAUUGUAUGAUUUAGCUGCAUUUGCUUUGCAAAGCGAAUACUCUGAUCAACCUAAUGUAACAGUUUUGGACUACUUUGAUCUGCGACAUUAUAUACCGAAGAGAUAUUUGGAUAACUGCAACGAAGAAGCGGUAAUCAAAAAUGUGGUCGAGAGGCAUGGAAAACACCGCGGAAUGAAGCAACAGGAUGCUGAGAAGCGCUUUAUUCUGUUAUGUCAACGGUUAUUUGAUUAUGGUGCUCAUUUGCAUCGUGUAUUCGCAUCCAAACCAUCAAUAAAUCUUGGCAAUACACCCCUUGGUGAUCCUGAAACUGGAGUGGCGCAAUGGAUUGGGAUUAUGACACGUGGUAUUGUACUUUUCGAAGAAGAAAGUAGUGGUCGGCAUGUUCAGAUAGAACACCUUUGGCAAAAUACGCAAACUUUACAAUUUGAUAAAAAGCGCUUCGUGAUUGCCUCCGAAAUCCAUGAACCGUCUAUCAAUAUCUUCUAUACCGAUCAUUAUACAAAAAGUGCCUAUUUUGUCCGUUUUGCGGCUUCACAGCAUCGCUUUAUGAUAAAAAUGCGGCAGUGGAAUCAUACUUUAAGACGUGAUAGUCCUUUUCAGUUCCGUAGAAUGCCGGAUGUUGGCGCAGACACUAAUUUUAUGGAAGAGGUAGCACCGGUGUAUUAUAUGAAUUCUUCUGAUAUAACAAACAUGCCGGAGCGUGGUUUUACACGAACCAGUAACCAAUAUUCCUCAAACGAUGCCUUCUCAAAGAAAUAUGCAGAGACUAUACAUAGCUCCAAUUUGAGACCGAGGAUGAGUUCAAUAAGUGAUGAAAUUUCGGAACAGAUUUCUCCUGAAGAAUUCGUUGAGAGUGGUGAUGGAUAUAUUUUGGAAAUUUUGCUGGAAAAAGAUCGAAAUACUGGGCUUGGUUUAACGUUGGUCGAUGGUAAUCUGAAUGGUAUAAAAGGUGUAUAUGUGAAGUCUGUAUCAGAAGGUGGUGUUGGAAAAAAAAAAAAAAAAGGAGGAGUGAAUGUUGGUGAUCGACUACUAAGUGUCAAUAACGUGUCACUUAUUGGUAGGGAUAGACAUGUAACUGUCGAUUUAGUGAGAAAAUGUGGCAAUUUUGUCCAUUUGAAAAUUUUUAGGUUAGAAGCGGUAACAUCUGCACUUGCUUCUGGUAUUAUUAAAGACAAAACAGCGAUUGACGAUCAGAAAGGGUAUAAAAAUCAUUCACUCUCUGUUAGUGAAGGACUGAGAUCAAGAACGCCACCACCGCCAAGAAAGUAUUCAAAUACCUUGAAGAAACGUAUAAGAGCUGUUAGUGACUUUGGCGCUGUUGGUGACACUUUACCGGAUUUAAAUAGCGAAGAUUUAUUAUCAAACCUUAGAAAUGAAUCAAAAUUAGGAUAUUUACGACCAGAGACUUCGUUGAAUGACGAGGUUGAAUGCAGAAUGCGAUAUGAAGUGCCGGUAGUAUCCAUGUACAAAUUCGAAGGUAUUGAUGAUGAACUGAUAGAACAUUCUCCAAAACGAUGUAGUACAACGCCAUAUUUUCCAUUUAAAGCGAGUGAAAAUGAUUGGGUAAAAGUAGCGAAGAGUGAUAGUGACCAACAAAAAAGCUCAUUCAACAACUGGAAAUCAGUGCAGGAUUAUAGAAAGAAGCCAAAUCUUGAUUGGGCUGAUGACCUGGAUGAUAUUGUGGAACCGCUUCCCUCCGAUGUUUCGAUGAUCACUCUCGAGCGUAAUGAAUCUGGUAGCCUUGGUUUUCAAAUUGCAUCUAGCGGAGGUAUUGUGUAUGUAAAGCAAAUUACUGCAGAACCUGCACUUUCAUGUCCUGAUAUUCAAGUGGGAGAUAGGAUUAUAUUGGUAAAUCAUGAGAAGGUGCAAAACCUAACGCAUCAGCAGUUGGUAGAUCUAUUAAGAAAGAGUGGUGAAAGAGUGAUAAUAGGCUUGCAAAACUCAAACAAAGAAGUACGUGCUUGUGAUGAAGGCGAACAGACUGUACGAGUUGUUUUGGAGAAAUCUCAUACUGGUUCGCUUGGUCUGAGCUUAGCGAAGAAGACUGGUUUUGAUGGAAUUUACAUCCGAAUGAUCAGCAGUGGUAGCGCUGCGGAUAUUGAUGGAACACUGCAUAUCGGUGAUAAAAUUUGGAAAGUCAACGGUCAAUUAGUAAAUAGUUAUACACCUGGUGCUAUCGUUGAUUUAUUAAAAGCUACAAAUAAUCCCGUAGAAAUUAUUGUAAAACGAGCCAUCAUCAAGUAA
This is a messenger RNA of Brugia pahangi, 4113 nucleotides long. The record is from the annotation of a GenBank genome assembly. NCBI's taxonomy places the organism in Eukaryota, Metazoa, Nematoda, Chromadorea, Rhabditida, Onchocercidae.